This is a messenger RNA of Petromyzon marinus (sea lamprey), 7789 nucleotides long. It is a transcript of the gene LRCH1, whose product is annotated as leucine rich repeats and calponin homology domain containing 1. The record is from RefSeq and is a predicted model, not a curated record. Lineage: Eukaryota; Metazoa; Chordata; Hyperoartia; Petromyzontiformes; Petromyzontidae. Gene Ontology annotation, cellular component: cytoplasm. Gene Ontology annotation, molecular function: protein binding.
GCCACUGUACUAUGAAGGAGGGCCACUACCCGAAACGUCGCUCUAUUUUGUGUUUCCAUGCAAGGCCACUGUGCUAUGAAGGAGGGCCACUACCCGAAACGUCGCUCUAUUUUGUGUUUCCAUGCAAGGCCACUGUGCUAUGAAGGAGGGCCACUACCCGAAACGUCGCUCUAUUUUGUGUUUCCAUGCAAGGCCACUGUGCUAUGAAGGAGGGCCACUACCCGAAACGUCGCUCUAUUUUGUUUCCAUGCAAGGCCACUGUGCUAUGAAGGAGGGCCACUACCCGAAACGUCGCUCUAUUUUAUGUUUCCACGCAAGGCCACUGUGCUAUGAAGGAGGGCCACUACCCGAAACGUCGCCCUGCUGCUGCUAUCCAGGGCGCUGUCAGCCACCCGGCCUCUGCCGCUUUAAGCGGGGCCCGCGGGCCCGCGCCGCGCGCAUGCGCAGUGCGGCGCGGCCCAACCCCGAGCAGGAGACGAAAUGGCGGCUGCGGCGGCAGCGAUGUCGGCCCAGCUCCCGCCUCACGCCACCCCACAGGGCAACCACAGCCACCACCACCACCAUCAGCAACAACAACACCACCACCACCACUCGCAACAACAGCAGCAGCUCCACCAUCACCACCACCAGCAGCAGCAGCUACAGCAGCAGCAACAACAGCAGUCGUCGCUGUCGCAGGGCCUGCACCGCACCGUGGAGCGCGCCCUCGAGGACGCCUUCUUCUCCGCCGCGCUCAACCUCAGCGGCAGGAAGCUCAAGGAGUUCCCCCGCUCCACCGUCAUCGACUUCGACCUCUCGGACACCACGCAAGCCGAUCUGUCGAAGAACAGGCUGAACGAGGUGCCGCUCGAGGUGUGCCACUUCGUGUCUCUCGAGAGCCUCGUGCUCUACCACAACUGCAUCCGCAGCAUCCCCGAGGCCAUCGUCAACCUUCGCUCGCUCACGUAUCUCAACAUAAGCCGGAAUCAGCUGACGACGCUCCCGCCCUACCUGUGCAAGCUGCCACUGCAGGUUCUCAAUGCCAGUAACAACAAGCUGGUGUCACUGCCCGAGGAGCUCGGGCAACUGAAGGAGCUCUCGGCGCUGGACGUGAGCUGCAACGAGAUCCAGGCGCUGCCGCCCCAGGUAGCGAGCCUGACGUGCCUCCGUGACCUCAACGUGCGCAGGAACAAUCUCGUCAUCCUGCCCGACGAAAUCGCGGACUUGCCCCUGGUACAGUUGGACGUGUCAUGUAACCGCCUGGGCGAAAUCCCCGUGAGCUUCCGUAAGCUGAAGCAGCUGCAGAGUCUCGUGCUGGACAACAACCCGAUGAAAAGCCCGCCGGCACAGAUAUGCAUCAAGGGGAAGCAUCACAUUUUCAAGUACCUUCACAUGGAGGCGUGCAAGCUUGAUAAGAAGCUAGCCGAUCGCUUGAUCAGGCCUGCCGGCUCCUCCACAUGCCUUCCCGAGGAUUUUGUGCCACACAAGGCGUGCGGACUCCUCGAUUCCGGGUUCAACAGCGUCGACAGUGGCAACAAGCGCUGGUCUGGCAACGAGGCACGUAGUAACCGCAUCAAGCAGCCUUCGGACGAGGAGUCGGCGUCAACGGCUCUGAUGCGCGGUGCGGACAGCUCGCGGGACCAGCGGUUGCGACGCGAAACCCCCCACACGCCCCUGAGCAACGGCCUCGUGGUGGAGGAGGGCCAGGAGGUGGACUACAUUGAGGACGAGGACGAGGAGGACGCGGUUACCCCCAAGGCGGAAGACCAGCCGGGACUGACCACGAAGUUCAUGGCGUACAUCGAGCGCAGGAUAUCUCACGAGAAGCUGUUUCCGUUGCGGACAGACGAGACGCCACUGCCACGCUCUGAGGACGAUGGCGGCUGGAGGGAGGAGCAGAGCAAAACGCCGACGGCGGACGACGAGCAGGGCGGCGGCGGCGGCGGCGGGAGGGCCACCGCCGACAGGGAGGCUGGCGACGGCACCCUGCGGGAGCGUCACCGCAGCGCCGACGGGAGCCAGGAGAGGCGAAGGCCCGUUGUUUACUCGGCGUCGUUCUGCGAGACGGACAUUCGCCGACGACCCAUAUCGUUUCACGACGCCAGACGUCUCCCUCAGUCUUCGUCCUUCACUGCCAAGGACAGACGCCGCUCCCCCGCGUUUGUCCACUCGGCCCCAAGUGGAGGGUACGGCGGCGGCGGCGGCGGCGGCGGUGGAGGAGGAGAAGGAGGGGGACCUUGCGCGCCGCUCGCCGGCAUCUUGCGGAACGCCGGCAGCACCUCGGCUUCGCCGCUCCCGGGGCUCGUCAGCAACGGUCAGCCCGGCGUCACGGCGACGGAUACCACGGUCUAUCAGCAGGAGGACCUUCCGCCCGCCGAGUUCGAGUUCCAGAAGAAGCGCGAGCAGAUCCUGCUGGAGCGCACGCGGCACGAGGCGCAGCUGGCCCGCCGCCGCUACGAGGACGAGCGCCAGCGGCUGACCAAGCACUCGACCACGCAGACCUUCACCGCCACCAAGCCUCGCGGAGUCCACCAACACAGCGCAGAGAGCGACCCGCAAAGUGACUGUGUAAACGUCCCUCCAAGCAGAAAGCCACACCACAUUGAUGAUAGUGCCUUGCUAGUGUCCCCUGCUGAUCCUGUCUCUUCCCCUGACGCCGCCUUGCCAAAAGCCUCUCCCCAGCCCCAUAAAUUCACCAAGAGCGAAGAGAAGACCCCCACUAACGCUUACAGUGGCUCCAACGCUCCCCUCUUCGGCCUGAAGCUCCGCUCCGAAUCUGCCUCCGUGCGCCCGUGCCCCCAGCCUCCGCACUCCCGCCCGUCGCCCUCCCCCGCCGCUCGCUCGCCGCCGCGGCCGCCCUCCCCGCUUGGCUCCCCGACGCACCCCGCAACGCAGUCCCCGUCGUCCUCCCCCACGGCCGCUGCCGCCCCCCCUGCUACCGCCGCCUCGCACGCGCACGCGCCCCAUUCCCCACACAACAGGGCCGCGGCCUCCGUGCCGGCCGGCAAACCGCCCGGGAGUUUCCUGUUUAGCCCGGCCGGAGGCGGGCUGCUGGAGCAGCGUCUAGCCUUCAACAGCUCGAGCAGCGCCAUGGACAGCUUCGAGGGACUGGACCCCAGCUUCACGGUCAAGCGCAAGCUGAGCCACGUGCGCGAGGAGAUGGAGCUCAUAGAGCAGCUCAAGAAGAACAUCGAGUGCCGGCUGAAGGUGACGCUGCCGGGAGACCCGGUGAACUUGGGCUCGGCGCUCAUGGACGGCGUCGUGCUGUGCCACCUGGCGAACCACAUCCGCCCGCGCUCCGUGCCCAGCAUCCACGUGCCCUCGCCCGCCGUGCCUAAGCUUACAAUGGCAAAGUGCAGAAGAAAUGUGGAGAACUUCCUGGAGGCCUGCAAGAAGAUGGGAGUUCCACAGGAGCAGCUGUGCCUCCCUCACCACAUCCUGGAGGAGAAAGGCCUCAGCAAGGUGUCCCUCACCAUCCAGUGCCUACUCGACCUGGCCACCAGCAAACCCAGCCAAGCAUCCGUGGUCUGACUCCCACCCUGUGACCCCCCCCCCCCCCGCGAUCAUCUGUCAAGCAAAAUCCACAUCGGCCCCGCAGGGGCCCCUAAUUCCACCACCCGCAGGCCAAACCAUGAGGCCCUCUUUGCGUGCGAGGCCCGGGGCAAAUGGCCCCUUUUACUGCCCCCCCCCAGCCCCCCUCUGGGCAUCCCGCAUCCCCUGCCUCCAGGCUCAAACACACACCCACUACGAUUACUUUAAUCAGCAGGCCCUGCCGCUUUCGACUGCGGCGUGAACGAGGGUGCGUAAUGCACUUUGGACCCAGAAGAUGUAUUCGCAUUGCUGUUAUAAUAUUCACUGUUAUUGCGAUCACAAUAAGUGGCCCGAAGGCUCAGUUCUGUCUUUUCGGUGGUGGUGCUGGUGGUAGCGAAUUUGACAAAGGCCACGGUGCUGGCGUGCGAGGGGGAAGAUCUGCAAGCCUGCGAUGGCGCUAUCACGUAGCACCAUCACGUGGUGCCAUCACGUGGUGCCAUCACGUAGCACCAUCACGUGGUGCCAUCACGUGGCACCAUCACGUAGCACCAUCACGUGGUGCCAUCACGUAGCCCUAUCACGUAGCACCAUGACGUGGCGCUAUCACGUAGCACUAUCACGUAGCACCAUCACGUGGUGCCAUCACGUAGCCCUAUCACGUAGCACCAUCGCGUGGCGCCAUCACGUAGCACCAUCGCGUGGCACUAUCACGUAGCACCAUCACGUGGUGCCAUCACGUAGCACCAUCACGUGGUGCCAUCACGUAGCACUAUCACUUGGUGCCAUCACGUAGCACCAUCGCGUGGCGCCAUCACGUAGCACCAUCGCGUGGCACUAUCACGUAGCACCAUCACUUGGCGCUAUCACGUAGCACUUGGCUUUUAAGACUAAUUGCAAGCAGUUACAGUAGUGUAAUUUAUAUCAGAGGAGGGGAAAGAGCUAUCCUAAUGCAUGAGGUGUACUUUUUAAAUCGCAUUUUUUAUUUUGUCUUAGUGGUUUUUCUCAUUGUCACCCCUUUUAAGCCAAAACUUGUCCGACAGUUGUAAACAACAUUUUCUCUUUUUACCUUGAGAGUUUUAUUUUGGCUUUGGCAAAAAGAACACAUUUCAUGCCUUUGACCAAAUUACACUUUAGCAGAUGAAGAGUACACUCUGGUGAUGGCACCACGGGCCUCGUUGUGGUGUUGUUGUUGAAGCCGAACGCUUCAAUGCAGACCCCUCUCCGUGUCGUUGGGAAGGGUGCUCCCGACAGGGUCCAUGCCGUCUUUGAUUUUUGUUUUGUUUCAGGGUGCUGUAGUGGGUUGCGCUUUAUACCUUUUGAUUUUUACUUAUUAUUUUUAAGCAGGUGGCACAACUUAUCCAACUCCACAUUCCAUAACAAUUUUUAGUAGUAUUAUUCUCACGGUUUAUUUCAUUAUGAUUACUACUGCUAAUUUCCCACUGCUCUCAAAUCCCAUCUCAUCGUCAAUCCGCAGUCCCAGCGACCAAGAGGAGUAACGUGCUGCCCCCCCCCCCCCCCCCUUGUAAAUAUCGCGAUUUCGAAAGGAAUUUUAAAAGCUCUGAAUGCUUGCCGCAAGCCAGGGGCGUUGUUUUGAUCCCAUCGACAAGCGGCCUGGUCCCCCCCCCCCCCCCGAGCCAGAUCUCUCGCAGCAAGCGUGGACGUGGCACAUUGCCAAACCCGACAGCCGCCGCCACCAACGCCUCCACCCCAUCAUCCAAAAUAAUUGUAAGAUAGCGAUUUUGAAAAACCCACAGAUAUAGUUUUGUAUUCGACGACGUUAUUACUGCAUGCUUGCCGUUGCGACGUAAUGGGGUGAACGUAGUGGGUUGUCUUGUUGUUGUAUGCGUGGGGCUCAGUCGGCAGGAGCCGGCGGGGGGGGGGGGGCUUGUGCUUGACCACGAGAGCCGUGUAAGCGCGGUGCCACGCACCGCCUGUCCCUGCGGCGCUGGCACAGCCCACGCGUGCGUUACACCCUCGCCCCCCUCGUCUUUGAACACCUGUUGGGUUUUCUUCUAGAUUCACUAAAUGGCGAUGCAGCCCCUCACCCCCCCACCCUAAACCCUUACCCCCCCAGCUCGCUGUGCCGCGGUGGUGCCAGUGCGACCGGGUCCCGUUAGCCGAGCCCCGGAUUGUUAGCUCUGCUCGGCCGUGCUUGCCUUGCCCGCAUGGACCAUUCCACACUUGUUGCUAAUCCCGGAUUUCACAUCGCCACCUUCCAAGCGAUCUCUUGCUCGUCUCUAUUAAGAACUACGGUUAUUAGUGAGUGUAUCUUCACGUUUAAGAGUUUGUACUCCUUCCAUCGCCUCAACUGAAACCGUUAUUUUUGUCAGUUUAUUACAAAUAAUGUUAUCGUUAUGAAUAGUGUACAAAAAAUAAAAACAUAAUUUUACAAAAACCCCCAAAAAUAUAUAUUAAACUUCAAGUGCCUACAGCUAACUUGUUAAUAUUUGGCUCCGUAAUAAAAAUGGAACUGUAACCCUGGACAUGUACGCAUGUAAAGUAAUACUACCAGCUGGUCUGGGUGCCAUACAGUCCGGUGUUUGUAGUCACAGAAAGCAAUGAAGAGCUCUCCUGCUGCCGGCUGCACUCCCAGCGAUCCUAUUAUUGGCAAGAGAGCUGCUAUGGCUGAAUAGCAGUUGGGGGGGGGGUCCCUUAGGCCAAGAAACAAGGGGGUUAUUUGAGCAGGCUGCGUCACGGUCUUAUAAGCAGGAUCACCCAGAAUGUGUCGUACCUCGGAAAGCUAAGAAGGGGUUCGGCUCUGAUGAAUGAGUACUGCUCGGAUGGGCGAUCGCCACGCAUGCAUGAAUGAGUACUGCUCGGAUGGGCGAUCGCCACGCAUGCAACGGGCACUGUAGGCUGCUGUAGGCUGCUGCGGGCUACUGUGCGGCAGGCAGACGGCGGUGCGUCAAUUUCCGUUGUCGCCGCUGCACUACGCUCCCAACGUCUGCCCGCCCCCCCCGCCCUCUUCGCCAACCGGCACAGACCCAGCGUAGUGAAGUACCCAAACAAAACCCCGCAGCCCAAACGGGGUGCAAAUAACCCUCAUCCAGCAAUGGAUUGAGAAAGGGGCCGUACAUUAGGUGGAAGGUAGAUUACACGCACAGGUGGCUUCCUCGGAUAGUCGGAUAGUACAAUGAGGCAUUUGCAGUGAGAGGAUCCGAGUCAUCGUUGGGAGUGAUGGGGCCCCAUGCCAGACCCCGCCGAUCAACCCCCGACUGCUGUCAGAGUGCAGGGAUGCAACCGGCUGCCAGGAAUAGAGACCCCGAGUGUGGCACGCACCGCAAAUAGCCAGCUGAAAAUAAUAUACACGUAUUUAAUUUAAAGAGUAAAAAAAGAAAAAGACGUAAAUAUACCGAAACUUGUCUCUAAAUAAAAAGACUUUUAAAUAAUAACUCGGAAUAUUUUGUAUAGAGAAUUUUGGCGCAGCAUUGACAGCCUAACUUUUUUUUUGAGAGCAUGCGUUGCAUCCAGGCUUACAGUGCGAGUGGCCAUAUAUCAGUAGUUAUUCUCGGUAUAACGUUAUUGUCAUAAUAGCAAUUCCUGUGGUUAUACGUUCUAUUGUUUUAAUGCCGUAAUCUCUUACUGUAUUGUUUUGUAGAUGGUUGAUGAUUUUUUUAUUCCAAUAUUUUGCAUGAAUGCCUUUGUCAUCGAUUUCCAGUGAUCAGUCUUAAUCGUUCGGCAAUGGCCAAUUAAUUGCGUUGCUGAGCCUCUGGCCAUCUUCACACUCCUGGGCAUCUUAACGAACGUGCUAUUUAAAAAAAGAUAAUUAUAAAAAAUUAAGCAAAUCGUUAACGGAAUCAUUAAACUUUAAAUUUUACUCCGCCUUAGGGGAGAAUUCAGAGUAAUGUUGAGGUUUAUAAGAGCUAUAUAUACGCUUAAACAGCAAUAUGCGCGCUCACGUUUUAUACUUCGGAUUUGGCCCGUGGGGAAAAUUUUCGGCUUACCGCUAAAAUUUGCUCAGCACAUCGCUAAAAUUUGCUCAGCACAUCGCUAAAAUUUGCUCAGCACAUCGAUGUUUUACGCAAGUGGAGCGCACUCAACGGUGAUUUGGUUUCGGCCCAUUCGGUGGCAUAAUUUGUAAAUGUCUUGAAGGAAGCGCCCUGCAGGAGGGAUGGGGGAAUGCUUCUUGGCGUGCUCUCUCUAUUUGUAUAUUUGUAAAGAAAGACGGCUCCACUUCAUGUGGCCCGGGCAAGUUGUGUACAAAAGCACCUUAAUGUAUGUAUUUUGUACUAUAUUCCACUGUGAUGUUUUCAGCUUUUCAUUAAAGUGUGUACCGUUA